UGAUUACAUAAUAAAUUUCUAGAUUCAUGCAUAUCUUUAGUGGAUGUUUCUAUAUAUAUACAUAUAUAUAUAGUUGUAAGGAAUAUAAUCCCAUAGUAGACUAGACUUUGAACGAUAAGGGACUAGAGUUUUGGAGGUGUGAGUUUGGGAAUGGCUUUGCUUAUUUCUUGCUGGUUUAUCAUUGAAUCUAUCAUCAUCCCACAUGGGUCUAGGAAGUGGUUUUAUUUAAGCUUCUAUAUCCAUCCCAUUUUUCUCUUUUUCUGUCAAAUCUUCUUAUGGAUCAAACUGCUUCAGAGAUGGCUUAUACUCAUAGUCUCUCUCCCUAUUCGAAUCAUUUCUUUCCUAGUUUUAUAUAUUUUGAGAUUUUUAAGAGGUUUUGUUGUCUUUUUAUUCUCAUUUACUAGAGUGACCAAUGCUGAAGUUGUAGAAGAGGUCAAUCAAUUUGAAGAACAGCAGUUUAGUAAUGAAAUUCAAGUUGUUCACUCAUAUAGUUGUUCGAAUAGAGCAUCUAUAGUACUACAUGAGCUAAAAAUAUCUGAAUUUCAGGUUACUCAGUCUAUAGAGGACACUCCUAAUAAGGAAGAUGAAGUUCUACAUAUGGAAGAACACGAUGAUCUUCAUAGUAGUGAAGAUAUUAGCAUGGAGUAUUUCUCUUCAAACCAUAGUUCAAAUUCAUCCGAAGAAGAUGUGAAUAUGAUCGGAUAUGUAUCAUCCGUUUGUAGCUCUAAUUCUCCCAUUGAAGAUGUGCACACGAGUGUGUAUUUGCCAUCAGUUUGUAGCAGUACUUCACCGCCCAUGGAAAGAGCGAUAAGUGAUGAUCAUGAACAAGAAGAACUAGAUUCAUUCUACAACAAAUACACAGAAAGGAUGAGAUGGUUCGACGUACUCAACUACGAUAGAACAUGUGGAAUAAGUGCAAUCUUGAACAAGCAAUAUUUGGGGACUCCUAGUUCAUUACAGAGUAUAGAGACAGUGGAUUUCUCUAUCCCAUAUAUAUCAUGGACCAAAUUGGCUAGAAAAAAGCUCUUGAGAAGCUUGGAAAGUGAUUUUGAAAUGGUUUAUGUGGCUCAGUCAUGCUUGUCCUGGGAGGCUCUCCAUCAUCAAUACCAAAAGGUUGAGGCUUUAAUUGCAUGCUCUAAUAGUACUCAAAUUGGUGUGUUUUAUAAUAAUGUUGCAGGGGAGUUCCAAAAGUUUCAAGUACUUUUAGAGAGAUUUAUGGAAGAUGAAAGAUGUUACCCAACCAAAAGGUAUUGGAAUUAUGUCCAAAGAAGGUUAUCUCAAAAUAGUCUACUCCAAGUUCCUGAGAUUUCAGGAUAUAUGGAGGAAGAAAAAGAUGAAAUGAAUGGAGAACCAAUGAGAGCAACAGAAGUAUUGAAGGCCAUAGAGAAGUGUAUAGAGGUUUUUCGGUUAUUUGUAAAAACAGACAACGAGAGACCUUGGUGGAAGGUCAGGAGGAGUUCUUUGUGGACUCAUUCGCCAGUGGAAGACCCUAGGGACUUGGGGCUCCUAGUUGACCUUUCUAAAACAUUACAAAAGAAGGAGCUAUGGUUAAAAGAUAUGCAGAGGAAGAAGAAAUGUUGGUUGAAGAGGGUAACAGAUCCUUGUGGAGAGACUCAGAAGAAGGAAAUUUUGAUUACAAUGAUAGAUAUGAAGCUGGUGUCAAGGGUGCUAAAAAUGUCAAUGAUUUCCACUGCUCAACUCAAAUGGUGCCAAGAGAAGCUUAAUAGCAUAGAGUUCAAAGAAGGAAAGUUCAUGAGGGCAUCCACAGGUCCCUUGUUCCCAUCUUCCUAGUACUUGUACAAAAAUAAAAUCCAAUUCUAGAGGUUUCCUUUUCUUUUUUUUUUUUUUUUUUUUUUUUUUUUUUUUUUUUU
This is a messenger RNA of Cornus florida, 1871 nucleotides long. RefSeq lists its product as uncharacterized. Lineage: Eukaryota; Viridiplantae; Streptophyta; Magnoliopsida; Cornales; Cornaceae. The coding region runs from base 151 to 1791 and encodes 546 amino acids. The transcript is spliced from 4 exons. The record is from RefSeq and is a predicted model, not a curated record.